CGAUUCGACUAUACUAGGAUUAGGAGCUAUGAACUAAUUCUCUACAAUUUCUUAAAAUUUUUAAUUUUAAUAAUACCACAUAAUACUAUCAAAGUAAUACACCGAAGAUGGCCCAACUUGUAUCGUAGUUUCAUCGUUCGUUAAUGGUAUUGCUACAAGAUUCUGUUCCUAGCCUCUUCGUCUUCUUCUAGGGUUCCUUCCUUCCGCUGUUUCCCUUUGCAGAUUCUGUGUCUUCAAUUAUGGCUAAGAAGAGCAAAAAGAUUAUCCCAAUUGAUUGCAUACCAAAGCUUUCUCAACAGCCUAGAAGCUCACCUCCCAAACGCCGCACUGAUUUCUCUGUCUUCGUCACCACUUCUUCUUCUGCUUCUUCUUCUGCCUUUUCUAACCGAGGUUCAUCACCGGAUUCAUCUUCUGGUGAAGAGAGAUUGUCAAGUUUCAUUACAAGCAUUUUACGGGAAAAGAGAAAGGCAGUGAAAAAUUUUCAUGAAAGUACAAUGGUUCGGGGCAGCAAUUACCAGGAGGGUACAGCAGUGUGUUCAUCUGAGUCUUUUGAUGUCCCAACUAUGGAAUAUGAUUCAGCUGUGCAAGAUGAAGGUCUUGGUCAAAGCAGCAACAAUAGGGACACUAGUAAUGGAAAAGUUUAUAUUUGCAAGAUGUCAAAAUCUAUCCCUCAUGAAACAUCUGUCAGUGAUAGUAGUUCUCUUGCUUUAACCCCUGGAACUGUGAUAUGGGCGAGAACAACUUGCCAAACAUGGUGGCCAGCUGAGAUCAUGGAAGAAAGAUCUGCAUUAUCUAAGCCUGUCAGUGAUGGACAAGUUUUAGUUCAGUUUUAUGGAAAUCAUUCCAGUGUCUGGAUUGAUCCAAUGACAGAUAUUUCAACGUUUGAGGAUUGUUUUCAGGAACGGUGCAGUAACCCUUCAAAAGAUUUUCAAGAAGCUCUGAAACAGGCCAUACAGAAGAAGGAACAACUCAGUUCUAGCCCAAACUCAAGUUCUGAUAUAUCUGCUCAUUCUGAUCAGAAAGUUGGUUCAUCAGAUGAUAAAUGGACUUCACCAACCUCGAGUAGAACAAUGAGUGAUGCUGUAGAGAAAAGAAGGGGGAAUAGGGAACGGAAGCGCAAAGUUCAUUUUGAUGAGGUGAGAUGUCCAAUGAAACCAGAACGGAAACUUCGUCGGUUGAAGAUAAUGCGGUUGUUGGGCCUUGCACCUCCUGCUGGUUCUCCAUUUUGCCAGUAAUUUAUAUUUAAAAUGUUUGCAGCUUAGCAGCUCCUGUUGGUUUUACUUUUUCUCGUUUUUCAGCUUUUAGUUUUUUUUUUAUAUAUAUUAUUAUAAUUUUAUGAUUUUCAUGUAUACCAAGUACGAGUUAUGCC
Messenger RNA from Arachis duranensis, 1369 nucleotides. RefSeq lists its product as uncharacterized. The record is from RefSeq and is a predicted model, not a curated record. NCBI's taxonomy places the organism in Eukaryota, Viridiplantae, Streptophyta, Magnoliopsida, Fabales, Fabaceae. Bases 240 to 1235 code for a protein of 331 amino acids. The transcript has 9 exons.